This is a messenger RNA of Polyodon spathula (Mississippi paddlefish), 3371 nucleotides long. RefSeq names its product prospero homeobox protein 1-like. Gene Ontology annotation, biological process: regulation of transcription by RNA polymerase II. The record is from RefSeq and is a predicted model, not a curated record. Gene Ontology annotation, molecular function: DNA-binding transcription factor activity, RNA polymerase II-specific; RNA polymerase II cis-regulatory region sequence-specific DNA binding. Bases 277 to 2301 code for a protein of 674 amino acids. NCBI's taxonomy places the organism in Eukaryota, Metazoa, Chordata, Actinopteri, Acipenseriformes, Polyodontidae. The transcript is spliced from 5 exons. Gene Ontology annotation, cellular component: nucleus.
GUGGCCAAUCCCCUUUACCUUUUAUGGCACGGGGGGUGGGGUGUGGGACGGUGGGUUAUGACAUCAGGGACUUUCUUAAUACAGUACUAAGUAUAAUAAAUGCAAGAGUUCCAGGGACCGUUCAGUGUGGAGCGUUAACUUUACUUUCAGCGGAGCAGCGAUUCGAUUUCACCUCAUCACUGAUAAAGUUAUCUUCUACACCCUACUUGAUGGCAUCUUUGAUAUAUUCAUCUUGAAAGAGGUUUUUAUAAUUAGUUUAAACAUCAUAAAAUCAACAUGAACCUCUCAGAGCAGAACAUGCAUAGCUCCACAGCGAGCUACCCGGUAGAGGACAAAAAUGAACUGUCUCACUCUUGCUUCAAAAGAAAUCGCUAUGAUGAUUCCUUGAGGCUAUACUCAAAUGGCUCCAUCAUUUCUCAGCUAUUGCGGAAGACAAUACAGAACAAGAGGGUAGCAGAAGAGAGCCUUUUCUACCUGCCACCCAGUGCUGUCCCCAGUUCCACCACUGCAGACUUCAGUCAAGAGGACAGAAGCAGCAGCUCCUCAAAGGAAAGCACCCUGGAGCCGUCGUCCCCCGCUAGUCAACCAUCCACAACCACCAGCUUUGAAGCCGACAGGCCUUUUAAUGAGCACCGCCAAGCCAAACGAGCCAGGGUGGAAAAUAUCAUCAGAGGAAUGGCGGUUUAUCCUAAUGCGCAAGUUCCUACCGACAGGGACAGAAGCGAUCCCUCAGGAGAUGCGAGGGAAAGCUACAGGGAAAACAAAAGGAAGCAGAGACUUCCUCAGCACCAGAACCACAGCCUGGGUGAAGCCCUGCCAGCCACCAGAACCAGCAGUAAAGACGACGAGUGCCAUCAGCUUAAAGAACAGCUUCAGUCUAUGCAGAGGCUGCUGAGGCAACUGCAGGAGAAGUUCUUCCAUGUUUAUAAUGUCAGUGACUCUGAGCAUGAUGACCAGGAUGAGUCAGAAGAGGCUAGCUUCUCCUUCCAUACCAACAAUAUGAACACAGAGUUUAUGGCGACUUCUAACUAUGACUUAAGUGCUGGUUUUGAUGGUGGCUUUGAAAAGAUGGAAAAAGUAAGAGAGGUGCAAAGAGAUAGACUGCCCUUUGGCAACAUUGCCCCAUCGAUGCUAGCUGAUGGAAAGAAUUUGUCAGACACAUUAAAACAUGAGUUAUCCAGGGUGGUAAAUGAGAGUGUGGACUCUGUUUUAAAGAAGUUCACCUCUGUAUUGUACAGCCAGGCACCUCAACUGCAAAAUCACCAGGAAUCCAUAUCUGAUAACAUGGCUUCUGAAAGCAAGAAUCUACCACCCUAUGCUCCGGAACUGGCUCAUUUUCAGGACAGUGUAAAACCCAGACAUUUCGAGUAUUAUCAGAAUGCUGAGGCACCAGCUGAUGAAGACCAGACAGAGGCACUGUCACUGGUCGUGCGGAAGUCCUCUCUCAAUCACCCUAGUUCUGUGAGCCAAGGGCUUAAGAGGCCCUACCACUUGCCUCAAACACCUUUUCAAUUUAACUACCACCAGGCAGUACAGGAAAACCAAAUACUUGAACAUCUCCUGAAAUAUGGCCCUCAUGGUAAUUUUGGCAGCCGUCUAUGCAUCCCCCCAUCUAUGGACAGGUCUUCACCAGAGUUGGUAGACAUACCUUGGGAAGCCAUCAAGGUCAGAUCAAAGGUCAGCUCCAGUCAUGUGGCUCACCAGUCACACCAAGCACCUCUCAGCCAGGUUCCAGUGGACAGCCUCUGUCUUCCCCACGUAAAACUGGAACGUGGGGAUCUUCAGAACAUGACAGAACGGAAUCCUUAUAUGUCAUUAAAUAUCCAGGAGGGUCUAACACCCAAUCACUUGAAGAAAGCUAAAUUAAUGUUCUUUUACACACGGUAUCCCAGCUCCAACGUACUGAAAACAUUCUUCCCAGACGUCAAGGUAAGCAAAUUUAACCGCUGCAUCACCUCCCAGCUCAUCAAAUGGUUCAGCAACUUCCGUGAGUUUUACUACAUCCAGAUGGAAAAGUUUGCCCGCCAGGCGAUUGUGGAUGGAGUGAACAAUGCGAAAGACCUCACGGUUUCCAGAGAUUCUGAAUUGUUUCGAGCCCUCAACAUGCACUACAACAAGGCCAACGACUUUCAGGUUCCAGAUAGGUUUCUUGAAGUUGCUGAAAUAACAUUACAAGAAUUUUUCAAUGCCAUCUCCAUGGCAAAGGAUACCGAUCCCUCGUGGAAGAAAGCAAUCUAUAAAGUAAUCUGCAAACUAGACAGCGAGGCCCCCGAACAGCUGAAAUCUUCCAACUGUCUUUAAGAAGACCUCUCACAACCACUUAUACUUUAACACAGAUGGACGCUACUAAGAACAGCACCAUCUGGAACAUGACCUAUAGAUUAAUGGAAAAUGUAUGGCACCUAUUAAAAUUGAUUUACAAUUUCUCUUUUUUUCUCUCUCUCUAAUGAAGUGCUGUAUUGCUCCUUAUGGCAAAACAUCUGAGAAAACCACAUUGCAUCAGAGGAUAAUGUAUUUAUUAUUUUAGUUUUGGGAAAAGAGAAAUUAACAAGUCUUACCAUAAAAAUGUUAUUUAAAAAAAAAAAUGGACAUGAUCAGUCCAGAAUUCCAGAAGACCAUUUGUUUUACAGCUCUUCAAUGGAUAAGGGUUUUUUUGCGGUUUCAUUUUAAACUGCAACCGUGGGCUCGUCUAUCAAGUCUUAGUAGGGUUUCAAGCACAUUCAGCAUUUUAAAGUAAUAACAUGGGUGCCUGAGACGAAAAGGGAGGCAGUAAGAUAACUGUCCUAAAAAAUAAACUUCAAAGUAGUCUCCAAAAAUCAGUUACGGUGUAUGAGAAAUUACUGCAUAUGUAUAUUCUGUAAAAAAAAAAAAAAACAUUUGCUGAUGUCAUCUUAAAAAUAAAAUAUGUUAUUCGUUGCACAUGCGUGCAACAUUUUAAUUCCACAGGGAUCCUAUGGACAGCUUAAUCACGUCAUUGUAAAGCUAGUUAACCUAGUCUUGCUCCAGAAUUCAAGAAAUGAAGCAAAAUGCAUCCAUUACUGUCCUGAUAAUUCCUGAUUACUGUAAAUUUUAUAAACAUGGAAGGAUUAUUUUUGUUUGCAUACUGGUAAUGUGAAUAACUGUCCUUUCUGGUGUGUGUUAUUUAAGGUAGAAAAUAAACAGUACAAUGUUCAAAUAAAUUAUUUCUCUUUUGCUCACCUUGUUCAGUUGUUUACUGGAUGUGACUAGGCAGGCAGGAAAGUGUAUAUAUUAAAUUAAUUUUAUAAUACAAAAAUACAUUGCAAACAGCUGGAUGAAAAAAAAACCUUAAGACUUCAGACAAAUUAUUAGGUUGUUAGCACUGAUUGUUUUCUAGACAACAUUCUUCUUCC